CAAACGGGCUGUAUCAGAGCACCAGCUAUUGCAUGACAAGGGCAAGUCAAUCCAAGACUUACGAAGAAGAAUAUUCCUUCAAAAUUUAAUUGAAGGUGUCAACACUGCAGAAAUCCGUGCAACUUCAGAGGUUUCACCUAACCCUAAGCCUGCUACCAACACGAAGAACUACCCUGUCCGAUUUGGUAGUGAAGAUGAGGGCAGAUACCUAACUCAGGAGACAAACAAAUCACAGACCUACAAGGAGCAGCCCCUGAAGGUAUCGGGGAAGAAAAAGAAAGCAAAGCCUGGAAAACGUAAGGAACAAGAGAAGAAAAAGAGGCGAGCCCGCUCGGCUUGGCUAAAUUCUGGCGUGUAUGGAAGCAGCGUGACCGAGAGCCCGCUCUUGGACAACUCUGUUACUACACACAAUCACACUUUAAGGUAA
This is a messenger RNA of Fulmarus glacialis (Northern fulmar), 427 nucleotides long. It is a transcript of the gene PTHLH, whose product is annotated as parathyroid hormone-like hormone. The annotation marks the transcript as partial. Gene Ontology annotation, biological process: bone mineralization; osteoblast development; adenylate cyclase-activating G protein-coupled receptor signaling pathway. Gene Ontology annotation, molecular function: hormone activity; peptide hormone receptor binding. NCBI's taxonomy places the organism in Eukaryota, Metazoa, Chordata, Aves, Procellariiformes, Procellariidae. The transcript has a single exon. Gene Ontology annotation, cellular component: extracellular region. The record is from RefSeq and is a predicted model, not a curated record.